This is a messenger RNA of Ipomoea triloba (trilobed morning glory), 1340 nucleotides long. Its product is annotated as ribosomal RNA-processing protein 14-C-like. Gene Ontology annotation, biological process: ribosomal small subunit biogenesis; ribosomal large subunit biogenesis. The transcript has a single exon. Gene Ontology annotation, cellular component: nucleolus. Gene Ontology annotation, molecular function: RNA binding; DNA binding. The coding region runs from base 69 to 1115 and encodes 348 amino acids. The record is from RefSeq and is a predicted model, not a curated record. Lineage: Eukaryota; Viridiplantae; Streptophyta; Magnoliopsida; Solanales; Convolvulaceae.
UAAUACUUAAAACGAUACGAUUGCCAAACCACGCUUCUUCCUCUCUCUCGGACAAUAGCUCCCCAAAGAUGAAGAAAAGGCAGAAGUCCGUAGCCGCCGACGCGACCACCGCUGUCGCAGCUACUGACCUGAAAGCCCUAAUUCACGAGAGCAGCGUCUUCUUCGACAACUUGGUAAAUCUCAUCCCACCCAGAUUCUACCUACCAAGCGACGAUUCCAAGCCAUGGUUUCAAGGCUUGUCCAAAGCCAAAAAGGCCUCUUUCAAACGCCAGUCCAGGGAGAACCUCAAACUCGCCCGCCGUAACCGCCUCGACCCGGACAAGAAGAUUGCCCAAUCCUCAACUCUCGACCUCCUCAAAGAGUCCAUCGAGAAGCAGAAAAUUGCGGAGCUAUCGAGCGGGAAUACGGACGAUUCUGACAAAGAAAAACCUAUCGAUUUCGGCGAAGAAGAUGAUGGUAACGGUAACGAUCGUUCGGUUACCUACGAAGAGUUGCGGCAGAGGCUCAGGAGGAAAAUCGAAGCCCUACGCGGUAACCGAGGGGCCGGUGAGAGAUCAGAGAGGAAAGGGAGUGGCAAAGAUGGGAAUUCGGUGAACUCAGAAGGGAAGAAGCGAAAGAGGAAUAGUGAAAAUAGUGAAAAGACGGGCAAUGAGGCAAAUCCUGGGAAUGUUCUGAGUGAAAUUGAAUUUGGGAAAGUAAAAAUUGGGGACGAUGACAAGCAGGGGAAGAAGAAGAAGAAGAAGAUGUCAAAAGCUAAAGAAUUGGAGAGGUUGAAGAGGUUGGAAGAGGUAAAGAAGGAGAAUCCAAAGGUGGCUGAGAAACAGUCGUGGAAAGCUGCAGCGGAUAGGGCAAUGGGGGUGAAGGUCCACGAUAAUCCCAGGCUUUUGAAAGAGAGUAUGAAGAGGGAAAAGAAAAGGAAAGAGAAGAGCACUGAAAAAUGGAAGGAAAGGGUGGAGAGUAGGGAGAAAUUGAAGGAGGAGAGACAACAGAAGAGGAGGGACAACAUUUCAGGGAGAAUCCAAGAGAAGAAAAUGAGGAAAAUAGCUAAAAGGGAGAAGAAGCUUAUGAGGCCUGGAUUCGAGGGGCGGAAGGCGGAAUUCAUUACCAAGGAUUGAAGUUAAUGUGCUUAUUUAGCAUUCUCCACAAUAUAAUACCCUUGUGUUCUCGAUAAAAUGGCUUCAUGCUAUUUUGGAUACGAACUUUGCUUUUCAUUAUGAUUUAUGAACUAUGUUUGUGUUAGUGUUACUUUUAUGCUAGUUGGUUUUUAAAUUUUGUCUGAAUGUUACUUCAUGCUAGUUUUUAUGAAAGAAAUACAUGGCAAUUGGUGCAUAAGGCUCAAA